CGUGGAUAGCACAGAAAUCGGUGUACAUAGGCAGCCUCAUAUAUGUACACAAAUGGUAUCGCACCCAUGCGCCUUUGUAGUUUCAGCGUCAGAAUAUUAGAUAGAGGAAGCCGAGCACUUUGGUAUAUACCGCAGAUACGGUGGGCAGGCAGAGUUUAGUUUAGCUUAAAGUACAAGAUGGAAAUGGACCCAAAAGGUGUAGUGUAUGAAUCGGAAGCCGACACCGGCGAUGUGGGCCAAGACGAUGGCGUAUACCACGCAGAGGGAAACACGGAUGAUGCCAUGGCAAUGGACGAUCAGUCUCAUUUAGAGGGUGUAGAGGGGGAGAAUGAGAGCGGCAUGUACGAACCAGACACAGAUGAACACGGGAACCCCAUCUACUACGAGAAUGAGGACGUCGUGUAUGAGAAUAGUGAGGCUAUAUACGACAAUGGAGAUGGAUUGUAUGUCGGCGAUGAGGGACCAGCACAAUCAACAGACGACGAUGAAGGUAUGCUGGGAGAGGAGCAUUUCGGCGACGAUUCGACGCAGGAGGAGAGGGAGUUACAGCGCGUUAAACAGCAAGAUGAGUAUUCUAAUCUUUUGAAAACCACCGAUGCACUCAUGGAACCGAAGGUGUCCGAAUGGCUUAUUGGGUACUUGCGAAGCGGGGGCGCACCACCAGAUGCUAUAGGCCUGCUCAGCAACAACUACAGAGGUCUGGCCCAGAUGGCUAAUCUGAUGAGCGAAUGGUUGAUGAUCACCGGGGUACCACAGGAAGAGAUUGAGUCGACAUUUGACGAGUAUGUGCGUGGGCUUAUUCUGCAGUACUUCAACUCGAAAGAGGCUGAUUCCAUCCUGACCCAGAUGAAGGAUGACGAGUUCCCACCCUGGCUGGAGGAACUGAUCUCGUACCCACAGUGGCGACAGUUGAUUGCUGACUUGACUGAACGACACCACGAGUCGUACUUUCUCAAGUACAUGGUGCAGAAGAUCUCGGAUGCCGGCUACCAGUCGGAAAUGCUGAAUGUGGCCACGGCGUCGAGAAAUCUCGAGGUGUUCAGCCGUGUUCUGGUGAACCAGUUGGGUCAUAUCUUAUCAAUGGGGACCAGUGCAGAUGCGAAACCUGAAACGCAUGAACAGAAUGGAGAUGCUGAUGUGACUGCCAUGAAUGGCUGGGCCGCAACUCCCGAGACGGCGGCAAUGAAGGAAGCCAUAGCAGACUUCGUCAAGACAGCGUGCUACACCGGCAGUACGUACUUGUUUACACAGGCGUUACUACAUAAGCUGAUGGUCACAGAGGAUAGAAACUCCAGAGAACGAAACACGCUCCGUAGGCUGAGUCAAGAAGUGGAAAAAUACGCAAAAGACAACGAGCACAAUGUGCUGCAUCUAUCACUACUACUGACGGGGUGCGCUACACUCUACCCUGAGGUAGCCGUGUCCGUUAAUGGGCUGUUAAUGAAAGGAGAGGUGAAUCCUGCCGAUAUGCUCCGUCUGCACAAGGCCUACACCACAACGCAGCACUCUCAGACCAAAGCUCCGCCUCUGCAGCUGGUACAACUACCCAAGCUGAUCGAGAUUAUCAUCGACACCCUAUUUGACGCCAAGAAAAAGCUGCUUCCGGCCCACCGCAGCGCAUACAUCUCGUUUCUUGCGUUGCUGGUGAGCGGGCACACCGACGAGAAUGGAGGGUACAACCAUACCAGCCCACGCGUGAAGGCGACUGCCGACGCCAUAGAGAAGACUGUGGGGGUGUGCCAGAAAACGUACAUAGUGUGGAGUGACCCGGAACCCGUGAAAGUCAUCCUGGACAAUCUGCAGAAGUUUCCCGUGUUGGCGCCUGGUGUGCUGAAAUGGAUUAGAGACAACCUGGCGGAUUCCGACUAUUUUGUCUCCAACUUCUCCACGGGCCAGGUGCCCAUCCACCUGGCAAUACUGGAUCGCGUGGCCAAGUUUCACCCACACACAUGUCCGCAGGUGUUUGAACUUGUGCGCACCACAUUCGAACGAUCCGACCUGGGCCUACAGGCCAUCGUGAACAUGGAGAUGAAGAAGAUCCUCAUCGAUCGUAUGAUACAUAUAAUGACCUGCGGGUAUGUGCUCGAGGUAAUACAGUAUCUCGUGAAGAACCCGCCUCUGGACCACACGCUGCAACGGUACGCGGUUGCCGAGAUCAUGUCUACCAUCGGGCCACCGUACUCGCUGGAACUGGUAGACCAGGUGCUGGAUCUCGUAGAAACUGUGAUCCCUGUAUUGCAUUCCACCAGCGCCGCACGCACGGUAGUGGUGGAGUUCACAAGAACAGUGACUCAGAAACAGGAGGACGGUACACAAGUCACCACGGCGCCUCUGACCGACAAAAUCGCGCAGAGAGUGGCAGAUUUGGAGAAGCUUGUGGGUUGAGCAUGUAUAGCCCACCCAAAGGCAAUGACACUAGCCUGCCUGGUAUAUUUUCUACUCUUAGAUUGCUUCGAGCGCCC
Molecule: messenger RNA, 2462 nt
Organism: Sphaeroforma arctica JP610
Lineage: Eukaryota; Ichthyosporea; Ichthyophonida
Exons: 1
Coding region: 178-2385 (735 amino acids)
Biological process (GO): negative regulation of transcription elongation by RNA polymerase II
Cellular component (GO): NELF complex; nucleus
Molecular function (GO): RNA binding
Source: RefSeq, a predicted model, not a curated record